Molecule: messenger RNA, 4190 nt
Organism: Lactuca saligna
Lineage: Eukaryota; Viridiplantae; Streptophyta; Magnoliopsida; Asterales; Asteraceae
Source: the annotation of a GenBank genome assembly
UUUUUUUUGAGUUAUCGUUGAACUAAUUAUUGGAUUCGAAGGUGUCAACUGUCAAAGUAAAGAUAUGUAUUUCUGGUAAACAGUUAGAUUUGUUAAGCAUUUAUAGCAUGAUUCUGUGAAGAUUUAUAAGUUGGGGAUCGUUUUUGUCUAGUUAAAUCUUGUAUCUCACUUUGCUUACACACUUAGCAUAUUGUUCAUGCGGCAUUGUAGAUGAAAGGUCUAAAGGAAGGAUACGGAUUUGAUACAGCAGCCAUCAGUCUCCCUUGCUAUUAAUUCCCAGAAAUUAGAAGGAUAACUUAACAUGUCUCCGAUGGGAGGUUGAAAGAAAGAUAAGGCGAAUGUGAAACAGGAUUUGCCACCCCAACAUAAUUUCGCAAUUUACCGAAAUAGUUUCCCAAGGAUUGCGAUGCAAUUUGCUCCACUGAAACCCAAUCCAGUCUAUCCACUGCCUGCCACAUGUUUGACAAUUUGCCCAAGUGAAUGAAGAUCAACAUAUGCCUCUGGUUGCUAUUUUAUCGCAGAUAACAAACGAUUGGCUUUGAUUGCGCGCAAUUUAAACUACAGACACGAAACAACAUCAUCUCCACGUGUUCCAAUGCCAUCAUUUUCCUCACUCCAAAUUGUUGCUUGAAUCAUUCAAGUUCGAUAGCAUCCAUCACACACAAUGGAGCGUGCACGAAGGCUAGCAAACAAAGCCAUCCUCGGGCGCCUGGUUUCACAAACCAAACAAAACCCAUCAUCCCCUGCGCUCUAUUCGCCUUCAAGGUAUGUCUCCUCUUUGACUCCAUACGUAUGUAGUGGUAGUGGCAGUGGCAGAAACGUUAGAUCAGAAAGAACCAGUAAUGGGUUCGGUUCGCAAGUUCGAUCUAUAUCAGUAGAUGCAUUAAAACCAAGUGACACCUUCCCACGCCGCCAUAACUCCGCCACCCCAGACGAACAAACCAAAAUGGCCGAAUUUGUCGGUUUUCCAAAUCUCGAUUCCCUCAUUGACGCCACUGUACCCAAAUCAAUCCGUCUCGAAUCGAUGAAAUUCCCUAAGUUCGAUGAAGGCUUAACCGAAUCCCAAAUGAUCGCACACAUGCAAGAUUUAGCUUCCAAGAAUAAGAUCUACAAGUCCUUCAUCGGUAUGGGAUACUACAACACAUCUGUUCCUCCAGUCAUUCUAAGAAACAUCAUGGAAAACCCUGGUUGGUAUACACAGUACACUCCAUAUCAGGCGGAAAUUGCUCAGGGACGUUUAGAAUCCCUUCUCAAUUUCCAGACCAUGAUCACCGACCUCACCGGUUUACCCAUGUCAAACGCUUCCCUACUCGAUGAAGGAACUGCAGCUGCUGAAGCUAUGGCGAUGUGUAACAACAUCCAAAAGGGUAAAAAGAAAACCUUUAUCAUCGCAAGUAACUGCCACCCACAAACAAUCGAAAUCUGUAAAACCAGAGCAGAUGGGUUUGAUCUUAAAGUCAUCACUUCUGAUCUCAAGGAUUUCGAUUACUCAUCUGGUGAUGUGUGUGGAGUUCUUGUUCAGUAUCCAGGGACCGAAGGUGAGUUGUUGGACUAUGGUGAGUUCAUCAAGAACGCACAUGCAAACGGUGUGAAAGUAGUCAUGGCUACUGAUUUGUUAGCUCUGACUGUGUUGAAACCUCCUGGUGAGUUUGGAGCCGAUAUUGUUGUGGGUUCUGCUCAAAGAUUCGGUGUCCCAAUGGGUUAUGGAGGUCCACACGCAGCCUUUUUAGCAACUUCCCAGGAAUAUAAAAGAAUGAUGCCCGGAAGAAUCAUCGGUGUCAGUGUGGAUUCUUCCGGAAAGCCGGCUUUACGUAUGGCCAUGCAGACAAGAGAACAGCAUAUUAGAAGAGACAAAGCAACCAGCAACAUCUGCACAGCUCAGGCAUUGCUUGCGAACAUGGCUGCUAUGUUUGGUAUCUACCAUGGACCAGAAGGGUUAAAGACGAUUGCACAGAGAGUUCAUGGUCUUGCUGCAACUUUUGCUGCUGGGUUGAAGAAGCUUGGAACAGUUCAAGUUCAAGAACUUCCCUUUUUUGACACUGUGAAGAUAACAUGUGCUGAUUCAAGUUUAAUAGCUGAAGAAGCUGAUAAACAUCAGAUGAAUCUUCGUAUUGUUGAUAAAAACACUAUCACUGUCUCUUUUGAUGAGACAACAACGAUUGAAGAUGUUGAUAAUUUGUUCAAAGUUUUCGCCUUGGGAAAACCCGUGACAUUCAGUGCCACGUCACUUGCACCAGAGGUUCAGGAUGUUAUCCCUUCCGGACUUGUCAGGGAGACUCCAUAUCUGACUCAUUCGAUUUUCAACACUUACCAUACGGAGCAUGAGCUACUAAGAUACAUUAGUAAGCUUCAGUCAAAGGAUCUGUCAUUAUGCCACAGUAUGAUUCCUCUGGGAUCUUGCACCAUGAAGCUUAAUGCAACUACAGAGAUGAUGCCUGUGACAUGGCCAGCCUUUGCAGAUAUGCAUCCUUUUGCUCCUACACCACAGGCACAGGGGUAUCAGGAAAUGUUCAAGAAUUUGGGUGACUUGUUGUGUACCAUAACCGGAUUUGACUCUUUCUCUUUGCAACCAAAUGCUGGAGCUGCAGGAGAAUAUGCUGGGCUGAUGGUUAUCCGAGCUUAUCAUAUGGCGAGAGGAGAUCAUCAUCGUAAUGUAUGCAUCAUCCCUGUGUCUGCACAUGGAACAAAUCCUGCAAGUGCUGCUAUGUGUGGAAUGAAAAUUAUUACUGUGGGAACUGACUCCAAAGGUAAUAUCAAUAUUGAAGAGGUGCGCAAGGCUGCCGAGGCAAACAAAGAGUAUCUAUCUGCUCUUAUGGUUACCUAUCCUUCUACUCAUGGAGUUUAUGAGGAGGGUAUUGAUGAGAUUUGCAAGAUCAUUCAUGACAAUGGAGGUCAAGUCUACAUGGAUGGAGCUAACAUGAAUGCACAGGUUGGAUUAACAAGUCCAGGGUGGAUUGGGGCUGAUGUUUGUCAUCUAAACCUUCACAAGACAUUUUGCAUUCCACAUGGUGGUGGUGGGCCCGGAAUGGGCCCCAUUGGUGUGAAGAAACACUUGGCACCCUACUUGCCUUCACACCCUGUGGUUGCAACUGGAGGUAUACCAGCCCCUGAACACAGUAAGCCACUUGGCACGAUUUCAGCAGCACCUUGGGGUUCAGCACUUAUCUUGCCUAUAUCAUAUACAUACAUUGCCAUGAUGGGAUCUCAAGGGCUUACAGAUGCAUCCAAGAUAGCUAUCUUGAAUGCAAACUAUAUGGCAAAACGUCUUGAGAGUCACUAUCCCAUUCUUUUCCGUGGUGUGAAUGGAACAGUUGCCCAUGAGUUCAUCGUUGAUUUGAGACCCUUGAAAACAACUGCUGGAAUAGAGCCAGAAGAUGUUGCAAAACGUCUGAUUGAUUACGGGUUUCAUGGUCCAACUAUGUCAUGGCCAGUUCCAGGAACACUCAUGAUUGAACCCACUGAAAGUGAAAGCAAGGCUGAGUUGGACAGGUUUUGUGAUGCUUUGAUCUCCAUUAGACAAGAAAUAGCAGAAAUUGAGAAAGGAACAGUGGACAUCAACAACAAUGUCAUCAAGGGAGCACCUCAUCCACCACAACUACUCAUGGCUGAUAAGUGGACAAAACCAUACUCCAGAGAAUAUGCAGCUUACCCUGCCCCAUGGCUUCGUGCUGCUAAGUUCUGGCCCACUACAUGCCGUGUGGACAAUGUGUAUGGUGAUCGGAACCUGAUCUGCACCCUUCAGCCACCACAGGAGUAUGAAGAGAAAGCUGAAGCUACUGCUUAAGGAAUAAGAAGCUAUACAUGUGAAUGAUGUGAUGUGGUUUUAAGGUUCUUUUUCAGCUUUAUACUUAAAUCUUGUUCUUGUAUAUACUUGUUUCGUAUUUGUAAGCCUUAUAUGGCUGCUGGCUUUUUAUGGUAUUAUUCAUGUAAAAUCAUGGUGACCAGCUGCUCUUAAUUAUAGCAAUUUCUUGUCAUGAUGAUGUAUAGAUUUCACUUGUUGUGAAAGAUACCAUCUUAACCUCUUUUUAUCAUAUUUACAACAAUUUUAGCUAUUUAAUGAUUCGAUCAAACACUCUUUCAACACCACUUUAUCACAAAAAUUAGUACAAUUUUAGCUAUUGAAUGAUUGAAUCAAACACUCUUUUAAAACUUUCAGUUCCUAACAACAUUAAUAAGUUUAAUAUUAUUUA